Messenger RNA from Diaporthe batatas, 1461 nucleotides. RefSeq lists its product as uncharacterized. The transcript has a single exon. The record is from RefSeq and is a predicted model, not a curated record. The coding region runs from base 109 to 1323 and encodes 404 amino acids. Gene Ontology annotation, cellular component: cytoplasm. Gene Ontology annotation, molecular function: MAP kinase tyrosine/serine/threonine phosphatase activity; protein tyrosine/threonine phosphatase activity. Gene Ontology annotation, biological process: negative regulation of MAPK cascade; protein dephosphorylation. NCBI's taxonomy places the organism in Eukaryota, Fungi, Ascomycota, Sordariomycetes, Diaporthales, Diaporthaceae.
GUCAGCUCCAGACUUCGAAAUCCGCGGUGUGCACAUCAAGACCGGCCUUGCUCGCAUGGGUUGUCCGUUUCCGCUAGGUGACAUCACACCCAGUCGACACCAUCAAAGAUGUCAGGCUCCGAGUCCGUCUCCACUGCCUGGCUCGACCUCUUUGGCGAGCAUCGGGGCCCGGAUGCCGAGUCUUGCUUCAAGAGCUACGAUGCUCUCGAUACGCUCGACGAUUUUCCAAGUGUCAGCUUCCUCAAGGACCUGAUAUGGGCUGAGAUCAGAGCAUGGGUAGCAAAUAACACCGACUCGCUGUCUCUCAUCAGCCACAAGGACUUGGACGGGCCGGGUCGCGUAUUCCUGGGGGGCAUGAACCAUGCUCUGAACGACGACACCCUCCGCGAGCACGACAUCUCUGCCGCAAUCAGCAUACAUCCAAAGGAUCUUCUCGCCUGGCACCCCACAGAUCCCUCCUACGCCCUGCGGCGUUUUUCGGACCCCACCUCUCCAUGUUCGGUCAAGAGUCAUUUUAUGUGCCCUCUCGAAGAUAAGGCAAAUGGAGACCUCUUGGAAUUCUUUGACCAGACUAACGAGUUCCUGCAAACCCACAUCAGGGAAGGCCACAACAUCCUAGUCCACUGCAAGUCCGGUCGGUCACGCUCAGUAGCUGUGGUGAUUGCAUAUCUUCAGCGGAAGCAUUAUGAUACAAUCAUCCGGCCACAGAAUCUUCCUCUGGAUCAGGCAUUAGAGAAAAUGAUAUUGUAUCGUCAAGCCGUUACCGAGAGUAUCCGCCUUCAACGUCUGCCAGUUCUCAUCAUCAUGGAGCGCUUCGAGGACCUGCUACGACUAUAUGAUUAUCAGCUGCUCGGCCAUCCUGACUACGAAGAGAAACUGGCUAAUCUGUUUUCUCCGCCGCCGGCCCCCGAGAAAAAAUUGGUUGAGAUGAAGACAGCAGAGCCCAAAACGACGGAAUCACAGACGACCAAGUCGCAAAUGCUGAGCUCUCAGGGCACGUGGUCGCAGAUGACGAGGUCGCAGAUAGACUUGGAGCACCCAACUGGGCUGAAGCGGGUCAAGAAAAAGGGCGGAGCAGCAAUACUCAAGCUCGCUGUCGCGAUUGUCUUCUUCAAAAACAACCAGAAGCCACCGAUUGCCGUUGUCGAGCGGUUGUUCGAGAUCAAUGAGGCCUACUUCUGGGAGAUGGAGGGCGUGGACUACCAGGGCGUCAAGUACCAGGAUUCAGGCCAUAUCCAUCGUGGCAUUUGUGCCUUCUACGCCCAGUUCGCCGAUGAAUAUGGUUAUGAGCCCCCGACAGCUGUCUCACAGCUCUCUGACUGAUGACGCUGGCCGUGGGCGAGGUAGACCUUGCGAGACAGCUGGAUCUGUGAUGGGCAAUUCGAUGCAACGCGUUACAUGUAUAUCAUGUCAAGUUUAGACUAGAUAGAUUCGAUACAAGCUAGGAUUCCCACGAUGAAA